Molecule: messenger RNA, 1062 nt
Organism: Telopea speciosissima
Lineage: Eukaryota; Viridiplantae; Streptophyta; Magnoliopsida; Proteales; Proteaceae
Exons: 2
Coding region: 127-1062 (311 amino acids)
Source: RefSeq, a predicted model, not a curated record
UUACAUUUCACAUGUUCUGCAAAUUAUACCUAAAGUUUCAAGCUUAUUUGGGAGUUCAUGAUCAAGAGAAAGAAAGUCCUCUGCAAUAUCCAAAUUUCGUCUCAAUUAGUUCAGUCUACAUGAGCAAUGGAAACUGAAGCUGAAAUAUCAGAACCGAUCCCUUCUAAUAAAAUAGGAGCACAAGACAAAGAGUCAAUAUGUGGCGAGUCAGAGUCAUUCAAAACAAUGCAGAAAGUUGAAAGUGGUCUCACACUACCUGCCAAGAUUGUUGAAAACCUCACAAGAACAGAACACCUAGAAGUAAAUGCUGGUACCUGUGAAGGUGAAAGUUUUUUGGUAUCACCCUCACUUGACAAGGUUGGUAUUGAAAACACCUACACAGCUUCUGAGUAUAAUGUGGUUAAUGAAAUGGUGAUUCUGCAACAGGAGAUGCUAGAUAAUGAAACCCCAUUCCAGAAAGAUCUAAUACAAGAGGCUAUAGAAGAGACAUAUGGCGUCACAGAAGCAGAAAACUUCAGCUCUUUUGUUAAACAAGGCCCUGCAGACACAGACUUGGAAAAUGAUGGGGAGCUUGCAAAGGCCUCUGAAUUACCAUCAGAAGAGAAGAAUGUUGAGGAAUAUGUGAAAGAGAAGCCGCCGCCUUCACCCAUUACGUCUGUUUUGAUUGAAACAAACUCAAAAGGACCAAAAGAGAGUGGGAAGCAAGAAGCCAUUGGGAAAGAAUCACAAACAUACGAACAGCUCCCCAACAAUAAACUUGAUAAAUUGCCGGCUUUGGAGGAAAUGGAAGGAAAGAAGAAUGAGAAAUCACCAAAGUUAGUAUUCAUAGAUCAAAACCUCAACCUGGUUCCUUCAUCUCAGAAUACUGAUGAGGAGAUCCAGAAAAGAGAGAACAGGUUCCACAACAUUGACACUUCAGCUGUUGAGGAAACCAGUUUACAGAAAGGGGAGAAAGAAGAGCCACCUCCCAGUAUUGAUGAAGGCAAUGAGACUCGGAAGAAAACUGAGAUUCUUGAUCAAGAAGUUGAAGCAAUAGAUAAACAGGUAAGUAUUGCUGACUAG